This is a messenger RNA of Nanorana parkeri, 1113 nucleotides long. RefSeq names its product zinc finger protein 830 (gene ZNF830). Gene Ontology annotation, cellular component: spliceosomal complex; nucleus. The coding region runs from base 22 to 1098 and encodes 358 amino acids. The record is from RefSeq and is a predicted model, not a curated record. NCBI's taxonomy places the organism in Eukaryota, Metazoa, Chordata, Amphibia, Anura, Dicroglossidae. The transcript has 10 exons. Gene Ontology annotation, biological process: mitotic DNA replication checkpoint signaling; mitotic DNA damage checkpoint signaling; nuclear DNA replication. Gene Ontology annotation, molecular function: nucleic acid binding; zinc ion binding.
AAGAGACGUUUUCGGGGAAACAUGGCGGCGCCCGGAAAGAAGAAAUUGGUACAGCAAGACGAGCUACGGCGGCUGAUGAAAGCAAAGCAGAGGGAGACAGCGAGCAAGAAGAGGGUCGACUCCCCCCUGGCCAAAUAUAACAGCCUUGGUCAUUUGUCCUGUGCUGUAUGUAAUGUACCGAUUAAAAGUGAACUACUAUGGCAAGCACACAUCCUUGGAAAACAACAUAAAGAGAAAGUUGCAGGACUGAAAGGCACAAAAGAAAACACCAGUAGUCCUUCUGUGUCUGCACCGACCUCACAAGCAACUAAAAGAAAAGGGCCAGUUGCAGGGGGUGAGGAUGUAAAGAGAGUAAGAGACUCAGAAGAGCAAUCUUCGGCUCCAACUACAGCAUCCACGCUUCCUGCUGGCUUUUUCGAGAAGACUGAUCAACCAUCUCAUAAACAGACUACAGGUAAUUCUGCCAGUCUUCGGUUGCUGGCAGGAGAUUAUGACGAUGAUGAUGAGGAAGUUCAGGAGAAAGGGGAAACCAGCUCAGCAGCACUAUCCUCUUCCAUGCAGAAAUCUACAGAAAUACCAUUGCCUCCACCAACAGCAAACGAUGGCCUCCCAGCAGAUUUCUUUGAUAGGAAGACAACUGUGGUUUCCCAUUCUGGCUCUAUUUUUAAGGCUGACAUUCAAGAAAAAUUGGUGGAGAGGAAAGAGAAUACAGCAGAAGCCUUACCUGAGGGAUUCUUCGAUGACCCAGAAGUUGAUGCAAAGGUUAGAAAAGUAGAUGCUCCUAAAGAUCACAUGGCUAAGGAGUGGGAAGAGUUUCAGAAAGAAAUACGUCAAGUUAAUACCGUUUCUGAAGCAAUUGUGGCAGAAGAAGAUGAAGAAGGUCGAUUCGAUCGGCAGAUUGAGGAAAUUGAUGAACAGAUGGAGUGUUUCCGGCGAAUUGAACAUUUAAGAAACCGCAAAGAUGUCUUAAAUGAGUCAUUGAAGAAAGUUCUGAUGUCAAAAGCUGCCAAAGAGGAAGAUGAUGCUGAAAGCAAUGAUGAAGAGAUGUUACCAGUCAUAAUUGGUCAGAACUGGCGAGAAAAAGGGGCUUUUCUAUAGCCUAGAAAUAUUGUA